Molecule: messenger RNA, 4092 nt
Organism: Glossina fuscipes
Lineage: Eukaryota; Metazoa; Arthropoda; Insecta; Diptera; Glossinidae
Product: nardilysin
Exons: 8
Coding region: 284-3829 (1181 amino acids)
Biological process (GO): proteolysis
Molecular function (GO): metal ion binding; metalloendopeptidase activity
Source: RefSeq, a predicted model, not a curated record
AACAUUGUUAAAAAACUUGUUUACUUCACGCUCAACUUUGCUUUAUAGUUAUUUUGUCAAAAAGAAAGUUUUUUUUUUCUACUCAAAAAAUUAGAAAUUAAUAAAGAAUAUAUUUGUUAAACAGCAGACGGAAUCACUAAAUUAUUAAUUUAAACCAAGAAUUGGUUGCAACGUAAGCAAAUUGUCUUAUAAGCACAAGCAUGAACAUUGUUUUUCCUCAAAGAAAGAUAAAGCAAAAGGAAAAGAAUUUCUUGUUUUAUUAAGUUAAAGAGUUUUUCACUUUAUGUUUUUUGUAAGAACUUUUCAAUCAAUAUUUGAAAGAAAUUCUGUUAAGGUUUAUAAUCGUCUUUGCAAAUUACAAGAUUUCAAGCAAAAUUCUAAAGCAAGUGUUAAUCUUAUUAAUAUUAAUAUCAGAAGGACAACAGCGAAUAUUAGAAAUUAUAGACAAUACAGCUCUUUUAGAGCCUUUAACAGCACUAAAGGCGAAAGCGGCAUUUUCAUUCAACAGCAUCAACAACAACGGAUUAAUUUUCAAUUUAUUAACAGUCAUAACAGUAAUAUAUUAAAUUACUACCCGUUGUCUUAUUGUGGUUGUAGGAGAAUAGCAAAAAUGGUGAUUGAUGAUGAAAGCGUGAAAUAUUUGAAUAUACCAGAUAAAUCUGAGAAUGACAAAAAAUUAUACAAGACUUUGGUUUUGCCAAAUGAUUUAAAGGUCUUGUUAAUAUCUGAUCCAAGCCCUGUGCCACACGAUGGUUUCACGUCGUCCUCGUACGACUCUACGGGCGAUUCGUGUGCAGAAGAGUCUAGCACAAGCGACGAGGGUGAGGACACUGAUUGCUCAGGUACCGACUCUGCCGACACUGAUUCAGAUGAUUCUGAAGGUGAUGAAAAAUUAGCAGCCGUAGCUUUAUUAGUGGAUGUGGGUUCAUUUUCUGAACCACCCCAAUAUCAAGGUUUGGCUCAUUUCUUAGAACACAUGAUAUUCAUGGGCUCAAAGAAAUACCCAACCGAAAACGCUUUUGACGCUUAUAUUAAAAAAUGUGGAGGUUUCGAUAACGCCAAUACGGAAUGCGAGGAAACACUCUAUUACUUUGAGGUUGCCGAGAAAUAUUUGGAUAGCAGCUUGGAUUACUUUACUGCUCUGUUGAAAAAUCCUUUAAUGUUAAAAGAAGCCAUGACCCGUGAGAGGAAUUCUGUUGAAUCGGAAUUUCAACAAACUCUCCAUGAUGACGAGGCUAGACGUGAUCAAUUACUAGCUAGUUUAGCUAACAAAAAUUUUCCGCAUAAUACUUUCACUUGGGGUAAUCUAAAAUCGUUAAAAGAAGAGGUUGAUGAAGACGAAUUGCAUAAAACGCUACACGAAUUUCGUGAACGACACUAUAGCGCCCAUCGCAUGUAUCUGUGUAUACAGGCUCGUUUGCCGAUAGACGAAAUGGAAAAUUUGGUUGUGAAACAUUUCUCGGAUGUACCCUCAAAUAAUUUGCCCGGCAAAGACUUUAGUGUGUACAAUUAUCGUGACGCUUUUAACGCUGACUUUCAUACGGAUGUGUUUUUUGUGAAACCUGUUGAAAAUGUAUGUAAGUUGGAAUUGACUUGGGUAUUACCCCCCGUGACGGGUUUGUAUCGAUACAAACCUGAUCACUUUCUUGCGUACUUGAUGGGCUAUGAAGGAGAGGGCAGCUUGUGUUCUUAUUUACGAAAAAAUUUAUGGGCCUUGGAAAUGAUAGCUGGCGUUGACGAUUCGGGAUUUGAUAACAAUUCCAUGUACUCACUGUUCAAUUUAUGCAUUUACUUAACUGAUACUGGUUUUCACCAUUUAGAAGAUGUCUUGGCUGCCACUUUCGCUUUCAUUAAACUUUUCUCCCAGUGCGGUUCUCUUAAAGAUACUUACGAAGAAUUGCAAAAUAUUGAAGCGAACUCUUUCCGUUUUGCCUCACAAAAAGCUGCAUUUGAUAAUGUACAAAAUUUGGUAAUAUGCAGUAAAUAUUAUCCACCUAAAGAUAUUUUAACUGGCAACGAACUUUACUUUGAGUACAACGAAGAACAUAUACAGAACAUUAUAAAACUUUUAAAUGAAUUCACCUUCAACAUAAUGAUAACAUCACAACAGAAGUACGAUGGCAUUACUUAUGAUAAGAAGGAGAAAUGGUUUGGUACCGAGUACACUACUAUUAAAAUGCCUGAAAAAUGGGUAAAUCUAUGGAUGUAUUCGGAGCCGAUGCCUGAAUUAUUUUUACCCAAACGUAAUCGUUUUAUAACGAAUGAUUUUCAUAUAUUUUGGCAUGACGAAGGUAAACCUGAUAUCCCAAUGGCACCUAAGCAAAUAUUGCAAACUGAUAUUUGUGAAUUGUGGUUCAGACAAGACGAUAAAUUCGAAUUGCCUGAUGCCUAUAUGUAUUUUUAUUUUAUAUCACCGCUGAUCAGGCAAUGCGUCAAAAAUGAUGUUAUAUGCACUUUGUAUGCAUCUUUAGUAAAAUAUCGUUUAGCGGAGGAACUCUAUCCGGCUACAGUGGCUGGUUUAAGUUACCAAUUUUAUAAUGCGGAAAAGGGUGUCGUUUUAAAGGUUAACGGUUUUAAUGAAAAGCUUCACUUAUUGGUUGAUAUUAUUACAAAAGCCAUGGUGUCUAUGGGUGAACAUAUAACUAAAAAACAAUUCGAUGUAUUUAAAAAGCAGCAAAAGAAACUCUAUUUUAAUGCUCUUAUUAAACCGAAAACUUUAAAUAAAGACAUACGGCUUAGUAUUAUUGAGAAUAUACGUUUUCCUAUAAUUGAUAAGUACAAGUGUAUCGACAGCAUCUCUCUGGAUGAAGUGUUGGAAUUUUCGAAAAAAUAUACACACGAGUUGUAUAUCCAGGCCCUAAUGCAGGGUAAUUUGAUCGAAGAAUCGGCGCACAAUGUUAUGAAUUCUGUAUUGACAACGUUAAACUGCUGUAACAUUAAAGAAACUAAAUAUAUUGAGAAUCGUACGGUGCAAUUACCGCAGGGCAGUCAUUAUAUACGCUGUCAUGCCUUGAACACUAAAGAUAUUAAUACGGUGGUAACGAAUUUUUAUCAAAUCGGUCCGUGUUCCGUGCGUAUCGAGAGUAUAUUGGAUCUAUUAAUGAUGUUCGUGGAAGAGCCGCUAUUUGAUAAUUUAAGAACUAAAGAACAACUGGGCUAUUAUGUGUCAUCGUCGGUGCGUAUAAAUUAUGGUAUAGCUAGUUAUUCGAUUACGGUCAAUUCCCAAGAAACUAAGCAUACCGCCUCACAUGUAGACGAACGAAUUGAAGCGUUCCGCACGAAAAUGCUGCAAAUAUUGGAUGAAAUGCCUCAAGAGGAAUUUGAUCAAGUUCACGAAUCGCUAAUGAAAAUCAAACAAGUUGUCGAUAUGUCGCUGAAUGAAGAAGUCGCACGUAAUUGGGGUGAAAUAACCUGUGAAGAUUAUCUCUUCGAUCGCCGACGCAAAGAAGUCGAAGCUCUACGUACGCUUACCAAACAGGAGAUAAUUGAUUUCUGUUUAAAUAAUGAACGCACUAAUCUACGCAAACUAUCCAUCCAGGUUAUAGGUAAUACAAAUCAUAUUAAAACUGACGCACCAUCCGAACAAUAUAUAGAAGAAGACAAUAAAUCAGCUGAUGAAGAAUUGUUUAAUACGUUGGCAGAUAGCUUAGAGUUGAGAUUUAUACCCAAAGAGGGCGAUGCCACCACUAUUGUGGACAUAACCGAUUUCAAGGAGAACUUACAUGUCUACCCGAUAACGAAAACCAAACUGGAUACUCCGAUCAUUGAUCCAAACGAACAAAAUAAUCGUGCAAUCACGCCUCGGAUCGAUAUCAUUGAAGAUUGUUGAACUUUGUUUGAAUAUCGAAAAAUAUAAAAAACUCUAUCGUGACUUGUGUGAUCGUAGAUGGAUGUGAGUUGACGUGCAAUUGAAAAGGGAGAUGUUUUUUAUUAUUUAAAUGCCCAAUUUUUAAACAAUCACAAGAAUCAUCAUCUAAAUUUAAUUCAUUCAUUAUUUUCUUGAAGUCGUGUAAUUUGCUCGAAAAAGAAACUUUAAAAAACUACAAUUAAUUAUUUAAUAAAUCUUUACUGACGGAUAUAAAUUGAAAGAAC